AUGCUCUUCAAUUUAUCGAUACCGGAAGUUAAUGAGGAACGGAACCGAAUGGAACUACAGGAAUCAUUAAUAAAAGAAGCGGAUAAAGAACAAAUAGCAUCGCCUAUUAUACCAAUCCAAGGAGUGAGUGCUGAACAAGGAUCACAGCAUCCUGUAUCUCCAAAAAAGAAGUGGUUGAAAAGAUAUCUGAUGAAUCAUACCGAUGAAAAGCUACGUAGUUAUUCGGAAUGCAACAAAACUCUCUUUCAAUCAUCCGAUCUGAAAAGGCCUUUGAUAAAUCUUGCCGGUGAAAAAUCGCUCGGUUGUCCGAAAUGCAAAAAAAAUUUCUCUCGACCAUCGGAUUUGAAAAGACAUGUGAGGAUUCAUACUGGUGAAAAGCCGUACAAGUGUUCAGAAUGUGGAAGACCUUUCUCUGAUUCAUCGGAUCUUAAAAAACAUUUGAAGAUUCAUACCGGUGAAAAGCCGCACGGUUGUCUUAUAUGCAAAAAAAGUUUCUCUCGAUCACUGGAUCUGGAAAGACAUAUGAGGAUUCAUACCAGUGAAAAACCGCACAGUUGUCCCAUAUGCAAAAAGAAUUUCUGUCGAUCACCGGGUUUGGAAAGACAUAUGAGGAUUCAUACCGGUGAAAAGCUGUGCGGUUGUCCGCAAUGCAAAAAAAAUUUCACUCAAUCAUCGGAUUUGGAAAGACAUAUGAGGAUUCAUACCGAUGAAAAGCCUUACAAUUGCACAGAAUGUGAAAAACGUUUCUCCGAUCCAUCAGCUUUUAAAAGUCAUAUGAGGAUCCACACUGGUGAAAAGCCGCACGGUUGUUCCGUAUGCGAGAAAAGAUUUUCUCGAAAAAGUGUUUUGAAUAGGCACGUGAAAACUCAUCGCAAAGAGAUUUCUUCAUCCAAUUGA
Cercopithifilaria johnstoni is the source of this 897-nucleotide messenger RNA. Lineage: Eukaryota; Metazoa; Nematoda; Chromadorea; Rhabditida; Onchocercidae. The record is from the annotation of a GenBank genome assembly.